Molecule: messenger RNA, 318 nt
Organism: Acanthisitta chloris (rifleman)
Lineage: Eukaryota; Metazoa; Chordata; Aves; Passeriformes; Acanthisittidae
Gene: IFT20
Product: intraflagellar transport 20
Exons: 4
Biological process (GO): protein localization to cilium; intraciliary transport; centrosome localization
Cellular component (GO): Golgi apparatus; centrosome; intraciliary transport particle B
Source: RefSeq, a predicted model, not a curated record
GCGCAGACGGCUCAGCUGCGCGAGGAGUGCAGGACCUUCGUGGACAAGACGGCGGAAUUUCAGAAGAUCGUGAGUAGCUUGAUUGAACUAGUUGACCAACUGGCCAAAGCUGCGGAAAGUGAGAAGAUGAAGGCCAUCGGGGCACGGAACCUGCUGAAGUCCAUCACAAAGCAGAGAGAGGCUCAGGAACAGCAGCUCCAGGCUCUGAUAGCCGAGAAGAAGAUGCAGUUGGAAAGGUACCGGGUAGAGUACGAGACUCUGUGCAAGAUCGAAGCUGACCAGAAUGAGUUCAUUGACCAGUUCAUUUUCCAGAAAUAG